CUGUUUCAAAUCUCUCUGUAAGACUGAGCCUAUGAGUGAGCCACUAUGGCGGACUGGAACUUGUUGGGCAAGCUUCUGGAGAGUGCCCAGGAGCACUCCACUGUAGUGGGCAAGGUCUGGCUGACCGUGCUCUUCAUCUUCAGGAUCCUGGUGCUUGGAGCUGCAGCUGAGAAAGUGUGGGGUGAUGAGCAGUCUGGCUUCACCUGUGACACCAAGCAGCCUGGUUGUCAGAAUGUCUGCUAUGACAAGACUUUCCCCAUCUCUCAUAUCCGCUUCUGGGUGCUGCAGAUCAUCUUCGUGUCCACGCCCACUCUCAUCUACCUGGGCCACAUCCUGCACCUGGUGCGCAUGGAGGAGAAACAGAAGCAGAAGGAGAAAGACUUGGCUGAGCAACUGGCCAUCCACAAUGACAAGCAGCAGCUGCUGCCUGACGCCAAACCCAAGAAGCCCCCCGUCCGGGACGACCUGGGCCGCGUCCGCCUGCAGGGGGUCCUGCUGCGCACAUACGUCUUCAACAUCAUCUUCAAAACCCUGUUCGAGGUGGGAUUUAUCAUAGCUCAGUACCUGCUCUAUGGGUUUGAGCUGAAACCUCUGUACACCUGUAACCGCUCACCCUGUCCCAACGUGGUGAACUGCUACAUCUCCAGGCCCACAGAGAAGACGAUCUUCAUCCUCUUCAUGUUGGCAGUGGCAUGCAUAUCUCUGGUGCUGAACAUAGUGGAGAUGUAUCACCUGGGGUUCACCAAGUGCCGUCGGUACAGACACGUCCAGACCCCAUGUGAGACAGGGUCCAAGGCCCCCAGCGACGCAGUGGUGCCUUCUGUCCCAAACUAUAACUACUUCCCUAGGCACCACCCAGCCCCAGAGCCCUACCAUGCAGACCAGUACAUCAUGAAUGAGCCUGACUCUGCCUACCACCCCUACAACAGCAAAGUGGCUUACAAGCAGAACAGAGACAACCUGGCCGUAGAGAUGAACAGUAAACCAGAAGGGGGUGACACCACAGAAAGGAAAGGCUCCAGUUCUGCUCCAGAGUCGCCCUCAGAGAAACAACGGCGACCCAGUCGAUCCAGCAAGCACAGCAAUAGUAAGACCAGACUAGAUGAUCUGAAGAUCUGAGGGACAGUUAUGGCGCAUUUCCACCACUGGGUUUUAUACAGGUGCUUGGCCUAAAGGUUCAAACUUUUGUGUUUCCACCUUUGAGGUGGGGGGGGGGAAAGUAUUGGGCCAUGGACCUACUGACUUGUGUCCAGAGUGGGACUUCUGGAGAUGCAUUAAAAUAAUGGUUAACAGUUAACGUAAUAAUUGAGUCGUUUCCUUCUCAAAAGCAAAUGAGUUUUCAGAGGUUGUUGAUUCUGCUCUGCACAAGUCCUCAUUGUAGCUUUGGAAACAAUUUCCGUAGUAUAAUACCAGGGUGUAUACACAAGCGUAACACCUCAUCAUAGUCAAAAGGUGUCACAGUCAAAUUUGUACAAUAUACAUUUCACCCUGUACCAGAGUAGACAAUGUGCCUUUGAUGGAAAGCAUUGUAUCAGGAGAGCAAGGUUAGGGAAGGAACCAUAUGGAAGAUAAGAUUAUUUCCUCUUCUGACAUUCUUGAUCAGAAUGGACCAUAUCUGUAUUAUCUAAAACAAUAUACAGUGGGGCAAAAAAGCAUUUAGUCAGCCACCAAUUGUGCAAGUUCUCCCACUUAAAAAGAUGAGAGGCCUGUAAUUUUCA
This is a messenger RNA of Oncorhynchus nerka (sockeye salmon), 1718 nucleotides long. Its product is annotated as gap junction alpha-3 protein-like. The transcript has a single exon. Gene Ontology annotation, cellular component: connexin complex. Gene Ontology annotation, molecular function: gap junction channel activity. NCBI's taxonomy places the organism in Eukaryota, Metazoa, Chordata, Actinopteri, Salmoniformes, Salmonidae. The record is from RefSeq and is a predicted model, not a curated record. The coding region runs from base 46 to 1119 and encodes 357 amino acids. Gene Ontology annotation, biological process: cell-cell signaling.